UGAACAAGAAAAUCUCAUUAAAUUACCCAACAAGAAGCCCUCUAGAGAGACACAUCAAAAAAAAAAAAAAAAAUCAAAAUCAGGGGUUUUGUUAGAAAUUGAAUCAUCAUCAUUCGGGAUAAUGGCUUCUUCUUCAGAGGAUCAAUUGAAAUUGAAAUUACAGGAUUUACAGAAACAAAUUGGGAAAAAACUAGUGUUUGAAGAAGCUGUUUCCAACAUCAAAUCUUUGAUGAUCGAAAAUUAUCCCUCUGCUUCUCCAUCUCUUCGCCAACUGAUAUAUACUGUGGUUUGUCGUGUUGCUACAGUUUUACAGACUAGAUAUACAGCACCUGGGUUCUGGUUUGCUGGUAAAGAACUUUUCGAACAAGCCGAGCGUCUUGUUACUGAAUCUUCUGAAAGGCAACAUUUGAAAUCUUGUAUUGCCAGAGCUCGUGAACAUUUGCAUGAGAAAGAGAAUCAGCCUGAGGUAUCGGAAUCCAACAGAGGUCCGUCAAGGUAUCUAUUUGAAGGGCAUCUUACGGUGGAUCCUGAGCCACCAAGACCUCAAUGGUUACAGGCGCAAGAUUUUCUUAAUGUUAUUGCAGCAGGAGCAGAAAUAUCUCAAGCAGCAAGGGAGACCUUUAACACUACGGAAGCUGCUUCUUCACUAAUGGCAGAUUUGGCUACUAACAUGAAUUUUGGCGAAGGCUUUCCAGAUCUGGAUGCUGCAAUUGAAGCUUCACUUCAGGCAAUUGGCGCUGGAGGACCCCAAAGACCACCACCGGCUAGUAAAGAAGUUGUGAAAAAGCUUCCCAUAAUCACUGUAACAGAGGAAAUAUUGGGGAGGCUGGAAAUCAACACAAAGUGCUCCGUUUGCCAAGAGGAAUUGGUCGUUGGUGACAAGAUGCAGGAGUUACCUUGCAAACAUUUCUAUCACCCGCCUUGUCUAAAGCCUUGGCUGGAUGCACACAAUUCCUGCCCAGACUGUCGAUACGAGUUGCCAACAGAUGAUCACAGUUACGAGAGGAGGAAAGAGAGAGACAGGGAAGCUGAAGAAGAGCGCAAGGGAGCUGCAAAUGCGUUACGUGGUGGUGAAUUCAUGUAUGUUUAAAUUUUUAGCGGGGAUGGAUAUUGUGAUAUCUUCAAGUUAUUGUGAACUUUGGUGUAAAUUUAUGACAUUUAAAUUACAACAAAUAUAUCUGUUUAGAUCAGAGUUUACAAACACCCCCACCCCCACCAACUCCACCAAGUCCAUGCCCAUCUCCACCAGCACCAGGCUGUGGAUGUGGAUGUUGUAACACAGAUAUUAAUAUUCAGAUAUCAAUAAAAUCAGGUGGUAGGUACUUGUAAUGC
Papaver somniferum (opium poppy) is the source of this 1332-nucleotide messenger RNA. Its product is annotated as E3 ubiquitin-protein ligase AIP2-like. NCBI's taxonomy places the organism in Eukaryota, Viridiplantae, Streptophyta, Magnoliopsida, Ranunculales, Papaveraceae. The transcript is spliced from 5 exons. Gene Ontology annotation, molecular function: ubiquitin protein ligase activity. Gene Ontology annotation, biological process: positive regulation of DNA-templated transcription; ubiquitin-dependent protein catabolic process; protein ubiquitination. The record is from RefSeq and is a predicted model, not a curated record. Gene Ontology annotation, cellular component: nucleoplasm; cytoplasm. Bases 122 to 1090 code for a protein of 322 amino acids.